This is a messenger RNA of Patiria miniata (bat star), 2994 nucleotides long. RefSeq lists its product as uncharacterized. The record is from RefSeq and is a predicted model, not a curated record. Gene Ontology annotation, molecular function: protein binding. The transcript is spliced from 9 exons. Lineage: Eukaryota; Metazoa; Echinodermata; Asteroidea; Valvatida; Asterinidae. Bases 118 to 1137 code for a protein of 339 amino acids.
UCAGACGUUAGACAGGAGAUGGCUCCGUGGAUAACGGGUGGUACUCAGACUACCGUUUAGCCAGCAAACACUGCACUGCGUUUUGAAUCAACAGAGAACACCGAACAACCUUGCAACAUGGGGUGCUGUUUUAGAAAACGGCAGGUUGAAGGUGCGGCCGAGUUAACGGAAAGAGACACAGCAAAGACAGGCGGCACAAGUGGUCAAGUAAAAAAGUCGGGGUUACAAUUUCAGGAAAUCGUCGACGGAGAAGUGUAUCUUCCGCACCAACAUAAGCCAGAUGAAGCGGUGCACUUCGGGGUUCGACUUGAUGACGUCGAUGGGCAACACGUCCUGUCAGAGACGGUGGAAAAUAGCCUGGCACGCGACGCAGGAAUUCACGAUGGCGACGUUCUCGUGGACAUCAACGGUACAAACAUUGAGGGGCGCCAAGUCCAGUAUCUUCUGGACCUUCUCCGUGAAGAAGUGAAGCACAGACUGCUUUUGACCGUAAAGCGCCAGUUGGAUGAGGAUAAGCACGUAUUCGUGUGGACUUAUUUCAAAGUUGUAGUAAAAGAAAACCAGCCGGAGGUGAAUAUUCUGUACUUGACUCAGACGGAUGAAGAUGUCAUGCCGUGGAUUAAUGUCGAUCCAAGCCAGCCGGCCGAGUAUGAGUGGGUGGGACCGCCCAUCGGUUCCUACGACAUAUACAUUGAUGAAACCACAUCACAUUAUCUGAGCCUGAGCAAUAAUAAUAACAGAGGCACAGUGGAAUUUGUGUCGAAACACAACCCGCUUACAUGUACGUUCUACAAGUAUAUCUUCGUGGGUCCAGGUGAACCAGAAAAUGGCAUUGUGGUUGUAUACUCGCUGCAGAAAUACGAGCAAUCAGUCACUGUGGAUGCCUUAACCACACCAGAAGCUAAAGCUAACUCUGAUGCCGAUCCCACGAUCGGUGUGACGGAUUUUCCACUGCCGAAAACAGGCACAACCAUUCCGGUGGACCCUCGUUUCUGGUACCAGAAGGAGAAUGCAGAUAAUGGUCUAUUUUCUCUGCAGAGCGUCGAGCAAAACGGUUGGUACGUGUCAAAGAGUACUUCGGGUGAUGAUGCCACUCUAUCAAAAACCGCACAGUAUUUCAAGAUAGUGCCAAGCUGAAUUGGAACAGUAAUUCCAAUGAGAGCGAGUGUUGGAUCGUACCCACCGUACAUCAUUUUUUUAAAGGUGCUGGUAUCGGCUAAUUUCUGUGAGCUUUCAUUGGAGGAAUUUGGUUAACGGGGAUGUAUACAACAUUUGCUUUUACUGUAAUUUUUAGAAAUAAAUGGAUUUGGAGGAAUAGUAUGUUAUAACAAAUAUUGUUACACUGGCUUGUUACACGUUUUGGGUUCGUGGAUGCUGAGAAAAAAAUCAAAGAACUUGCCAAUCAUUAUCUUGUAGUCUGGUUCCCCGAUCCCACUUAAGAAGUGUAACGGGUCGGAGAAUAAUUAUUAGUCUAGCAGGCUUGUACCCCUUCACAUGUGUGUAAUCAAUUGCAAAGAAAAUGCAGAAUAACUAAACAUGAAAAGUAGGAGCAGUUUUUGAAGAAAAAAAAACAGUUUUCUCCAACGCUGGUCUGCCGCGUUGGAAAUUGAUACAAAAAUACCACUAGGCCUAUAUUAACUAGACUGGUUCCCGCCCCAUUUAAAGCCAUAGAUUGAAUUACCUUUACGCGCGCAGCAUGAUUGUUUAUUUUUGAAUCAUUGUUUAGCUUUGUGCAUGGACGAUACUUGAACACAAUAAAAACCUCUUUUUAUUGAUAAAUCCCAGAGACACUUUCGAAUACAGCAAAAAUCGAAGCUCAUCACCACAAAACAAAUGAACGCCAUUUUGCAAUAGGCUGGUUCCGCGCAAACAUUACCAUUGUGAUUUUGAAUCCAGGAGGCGGGAUUCAGACCUAUGCACGUCCUGCAUAUAAUUUGCAUACAUUAUGAGGAAAGCCUCCUAAUAUAUUCAGGAUUCACUGUUAGCUACCUGUCCCUAUAUUCCGAAGGACAGUUGAGUGACAAGGAACCAGUCUUAACCUAGUAACGUGCGAACGUCUCCAGUGAACUAUGUGGGUCAAGACGUCUUCACGAAACAUCUUGAUAUUAGUUUAGUUCUUGAUCGAACUUGCCCAGUUAUAUUACCCACAAAAACAUUGGAUGUUGUGGUCACAUGAUGCCAUCUUUCAGCAAACUGUUCUUUCUGCACUGCAUGUGUAUCUUUUGAAACCUGAUUGGUGUAAAAGUGACGACAUAGGCCUACGCUGUUGAAUGUCAGCAAAAUAACUUGCAAAAGAUGCUUAAAUGUUUGGCUUGCGCGUCGGUUGCUCGUUGCUUGCCCGUCAGUAUGACGUCACGGGGCACAUGGUCUAGCGCCCUUUUUGACAAGGCGGUCGUGACGACUCGGACCAGUAUUGAGCGGAGACUAUACACAAUGUCCAGUGACGUCAUUCGAUCUGUAGUGAAUAUGCAUUAGGUCCAAUUUUGGGAGCCACUAGCAAGAGACACAGCUCAAUAAUGAUUGGCAAAUUUAUAUGCCAACAAAGUUGGUUGUAAGCAUGCAGUCCCACGAGCAGGGACGACCGCGAAAUUUGGCCAUUAAUGUGCAGUCUCCGCUCAAUUCGCAUCGCUGUCAAGUUCGCCGACUGUUUAAAUUAAUGUCAAUAGUCAAGGCGGUAUAAUUUGUGAAUUUUUAAACAAGGAGGCGCUCUGUCGUUUUAGAGCGCCAUUAAUAUUGUCAUCUAACUAAAUCGGUUGUACCUGAAUCUAUCACAAUUAGUCCUUAUCAAAAGUAUAUAUUAAUCCGAUUUCGUUAGAGAAGUGCAUAGCAUUGUUUUAAUCAUUAAUCUUGCUUGUAAAUGUGCGCGUAAAUCUUUCGUAUAGGCCUAAUCAUUUUUUUCGUAUUAUAGUAAGCAAUUACAAUUUUUAUGAGAAUUUCAUUCUGCGUUUAACUCGAUGAAUGUGUAUACAAUAUUGUGGCUGUGCCCCCCCCCCC